GUGUUACUGAAAAUGGCCGUAUACGUACGAGUCCGUCUAGUUUACUAAUUUCAUCAAACUUUUUACGUUUCUUUUAAUAUUUCAGAGUGAUUGGUAAAUUUGUUGAUAAUACGAAUAACUGGUGAAAUUGUGUAAAGGAAAGAAUUUAAUGGAUUGUCGGUGGUUAUAAACCGAGACGAAGUGUGCCCAUUUCGUUAACGGUGGAUCAUUAAAAGAGAAGCUUUAUUACGCUAUAAGUGAAAAUAGAAGACUUUUAAUAAUGGGCUUUGUUAUUUACAUGUACACUGCUAUUUAUUCAAACAAAAUAUCUAUCAAUUAGCGUGUACUGAUUAUCAAUUAUCAAGAUGCGGGAGAGGUUUGGUAUAAUCCCCUGGUGUCGAACGGGGAUUUAAACAAAAUCUUUUACUUAGAAUACUUUCUAUUGUAUUAGAAAAUACGUUAAAAUAAUGGAAAAUAUGCGAGAUCAUAGUUAAAAGAGAAGAUGAUUUUAUGCAUCUUAUAAUUGUUUUGUGUAACAAUCAAUUAUUUGAUUACUGCAUAAGAUUUGUGUUUAAGUGCAGUAUUAAAAUAGAUAUUUGUUAUUAAUAAUAAAUACUAUUGAGUCAUAUAACAUAAUGUAAUAAAAGCAUAGCUUUUAUACACAAGAAAAUAUAUAUCGAAUAAGUAUUACAAAAAUGUCAUUCUUAUCAAAUCUAAAGAAAGCGUUCCACUUUGGUGGUAACGAUGCAAAGAAAAAGAAGCUAUAUAAUAAUAUCAAAAUGGAUUGUAACCCAGAAGAAUUCUGGGAAAUGGUGGGAGAACUGGGAGAUGGUGCUUUUGGCAAAGUUUAUAAGGCACAGCACAGACAAACUCAUCAACUUGCUGCUGCAAAAAUGUGUGCACUAGAGGGAGAAGAUGAUCUUAGUGAUUUUAUGAUCGAAAUAGAUAUUUUAUCAGAAUGUAAACAUCCAAAUGUCGUUGAAUUACACGAAGCAUAUUUCAUUGAGGGCAAGCUAUGGAUGUUAAUAGAAUAUUGUGAUGGUGGUGCUGUUGAUUCCAUAAUGGUUGAAUUACAAAAAGCUUUAACUGAACCACAAAUAGCCUACAUAUGUCACCAUAUGACCAAAGGUCUUGCAUUUUUACAUAAAUCUAAGGUUAUUCACAGGGAUUUAAAAGCAGGAAAUGUUUUAUUAACAAUGGCUGGAGGAGUAAAAUUAGCCGAUUUUGGAGUGUCCGCAAAAAACAAACAUACCUUACAAAAACAUGAUACAUUUAUUGGUACACCAUAUUGGAUGGCCCCAGAAGUAGUAUUAUGCGAAACAUUCAGAGAUAAUCCAUACGAUUUUAAAGUAGACAUUUGGUCACUUGGUAUAACUUUAAUAGAAUUUGCGCAAAUGGAACCACCUAAUCACGAAAUGUCACCAAUGCGUGUGCUUCUUAAAAUACAAAAAAGUGAUCCACCAAAGCUCGAUCAACCUGGAAAGUGGAGCAAAGAAUUUAACGAUUUUAUUGCUAAGGCUCUUAUAAAGGAUCCAACAUCGCGACCUACGGCUGACGAAUUGUUGAAACAUCCAUUCAUAAAUCGGAAUUUGGAUUCAAAACCAAUUAGGGAUUUGCUACUAGAAUACAAAGCCGACGUUGUCGAAGAGGAACUGGUUGACGAAGAAGCAGAGGAGCAACGCACGUCACAGCUUCCACUGGAGCUAGAUCAACUCGGAGAUGACUCUGCGUCUAUGCGCAGUGACGCUGAUGUUAAGAUUUCUGACAAAGAAAAUCUUGUUGCAUCGUCUGUGUCUGCCAAAAAAGAAGAAACCCAUAAACGAGAAAUGAACAGAGAUGGCGAAAAAGAUGACAGGAACAAGAAAUUACGUAAAGCAGAAUCUAAAGACAACAUACCUAUUUCUGUUGAAAAGAAACAAGCACCGAAACCACCUAGUACAAAUGAAACAAAUGAACGUAGAGUAUCUCGGGAGAAAGGUCCUGCACCUCCUCCACCGCUUAUGCGUCAAAAUAGUAAAAGCGAAGACAAGGAAAAUCAUUUGAAAAUUAUCGAUAAACCAAGCGAUACAGAAACAUUAGAUGAAUGUAAAAUUACCGAUAAACAGCGAGAUAAAACUGAAUUACUGCCGAGUCAAGAAACUCUAGACAGGAGGGAAGAAACGAACUUAGAAACGUUUUCCGAGAAACCAAACGUGACUGAUAGUUUAGAAAAGACCACAACAGAGAAUAAUCAAAGGGAGAAGAAUAAUUUAGACAAUGCUAAGAAGGUCGAUGUUAGACAAAAGUCCAUAGAUGAUAAAGUAAAUUCAUCUUUGAAGCCGCAGUUAACGCUAGAAGAGAAGAGGAAAUCUGCACCGGUUAAAUCCGAGGUGUCCGAAGAUUGGAUGAAACCAGUAUUUAGUAAGCAAUCAUCUUUAGAAGAAAAGAAUAGAAUUGACAUGAAAGCAGCGAUCGACGAACGAACGGACAAACAGAGUUUACCGGAAGAGAACUAUAAAAGCUUACAGGAAAAACGAAAAUCCGUAGAGGAAAAGUUGAAUGCCGUUUUAGAAAAACGAUUUUCAAUGGACACCGAAAUGCGGUUGAGUGUUUCUUCCAUGGAAAUGUUACCGCACCGAGAAGUACCAAAGGCAACUUCGUCCGAGAAGAAUAUUAUCAAAGCCUGUUCUACGGAAAAUGUCAAAACCGAUUAUGGAACUUGUAAAACAGAAACUGUCGUUAAAAGUCAUAGCGAAGGAUCUUCCAGAUACGACUCGCUGGAGAACUUCUCGGAUGAAUCCGAUGGGAAACAAGACAAAAAGAAGUGGUUAAGCAAAGAACGUAGUUACGAGAACAUUGCGAACAACGAGAGUCCGAAUCGUGAAAAGAAAGGUUCGUCCGUGAACGUAUCAGUGAUUACAUCGACGCCCAUCAGGAGUAGAAGCACAUCAAGAAGAGGAAGCGGCGAUAACGUAGUUGUCAUAACCGGUAAAUCCGAGCAAGAAGUACGUCCAAAUACAUCAACCGUUCGGAUCACAGCGGACAGUCCAGAUUUAUCUAAUAGCUUAGCGAGUAACGUGAGUCAAGUAACAGUCGUAACGACGCAUCCUCCGGUACUCGUCGAUGCCGUGUCACCAGCACCUCUUUCGUGUCGUCCAUCUCCAACUUCGGAAGUGGUGAUCGUCGCGAACGAAUUAAACAAGACGCAAGUGAACGAGAGUUCAACCGAUGACGACGGAUUUCCUAGUCUGGAUAGUUUAGAGUACACGCCUCAGGAGCAGCCUAUAAUUCUUACCGACAUCUCCAAGAGAGUCGGCAAGAAGUUGGACGAGUCCGAAGUUCUGAUCGUGAGUCCAAUCGUAGACGAAUUACAGGAUACUAGUCAUGUUUCCGUCGUUACCGUUGGCGAAGACAAGGAACAAGUGAAAGAUUCGUCGGUACUUAAUACACACGAUACUCUACGAACGUCUUCCACUCGCGUUGACGCGAACUCGAUCGAAAGGUCGAGCACGAAAAGCGACAGUGGCGAUGAAAUUACUAAAAUGAUAGUCGCUGGAACGACUGUCGAAUCCACGGACGCUGACGAGAUGGAGAGAAACUCCAAGAAGAUGAACGGUAUGAUAAAGAACGACAAGUCCUCCGUUGGUCGCAUCGACGAGAAGACGAUAAAAACGAUGAAACAGAAGGAAGUCGCUAAAGGUUACAAGGAGAAGAGAGUAUCUCCGGACAGUUUCGAGGGAUCCAGAUCUCACAGCGAGUCCGGCUCGACGAGGUCGCAUACUCCGAGCAAGAGCAUCGAUCGUUCCGACGCCGAGUCUAUUUCCACGACGAUCAGUCAGGACAGCAGAGAAUCCAGCAAAGAGAAUCACUUGAAUCAAAGUCAGCCCACGGAAGUGGAAGAGGAAGUGGUAUUACGACGAAAGCCAGAUUACAAUCGCGACAUACAGCGACCGACGAAAACAAAAGAGGACGUGGCUAUGAUGAAUCUGAAGAAAAAGACGAGGAAACGAACCAGGAAGUUCGAGAUCGAUGGUGUGGUAGUCACCACGACGACUUCGAAGGUGAUCUAUGGCGACGACGAGAACGGCAAGGUGUACGACGAUCAAAUAUUCAGGAAACAAGAGCUGCGAGAGUUGAAGAUGUUACAAAAGAUGGAGCAGAAGCAAUUUCAAGAUCUGUCGCAGAAGGCGCAGUUCAACAAGGAUCAACAAGAGAAACGUUUCGAACAAGAAAGGCAGCUUCUCGAACGAAACGCCGAGACGGACUUGGAGAGCCUCGCUCGACAGCAGAGACAGCAGAUCGAGCGAGCCGAGGCGCAACAGGAGGCUGAUCUGAGGCUGGCUUCGAAGAAGAUUCGCAGCGAGCAAGAAAGGGAACUGAAACUGUUCCGUGAAGGAUUGAAGCAAGAAUUGAGAUUGCUCAAGCAAGAGGUGGAUUUAAUGCCAAAAGACAAGAGGAAAAGCGCGUUCAAGAUACGUAAAGAGAAACUGGAGGCGGAACACGAGGAAAGGGAGAAGCACUUUUUGGACAAGCUCAACGAAAGUCACGAAUUAUCGUUGAGAAGAUUGUCGGAUAGUCAUCGCGAGAAGAUAGCGUUGAUGGAAAGGCAGUUCUUACAGCAGAAGCAACAGCUGAUGAGAGCUCGAGAGGCUGCCAUCUGGGAGCAAGAAGAGCGACACAUUCACGAGAAGCAACAACUGCUGAAGAAGCAGUUGAAGGAUAUUUUCUUCCUGCAGAGACACCAGAUGUUGAUACGUCACGAGAAGGAAUUAGAACAAAUGAAGAGGAUGAAUCAACGGAAAGAGGAGGAGCUGAUCAAGCGACAGAACGUGGAGCGUCGAAACUUACCGAAAAGGAUUCGCAACGAGAUGAAGGCUCGCGAGAUGAUGUUCCGCGAGUCGAUGAGAAUCUCGAUGUCGACGGUGAUAGCGCCGGAUCCCGACGCUGAGAGAGAGAAACUGAAGAAGUUCCAAGAGAACGAGAAGAAACGAUACAGAGCGGAGCAGCAGAGAUCCGAGUUGAAGCAUUCGCGGCAGCUGGAGGAGGUAAGAGCGCAAAGCGAAGCGACUAUUAAAGAAUUGGAACAAUUGCAGAACGAGAAACGAAAGAUGCUGAUGGAGCACGAAACGCUGAAGCUGAAGGAGCUGGAAGAGGCGUACGGCAAGGAGCUUCGCGAAUGGAAGGCGCAACUCAAGCCUCGAAAGCAGAAGUUAGAAGCUGAGCUGACGUCUGAAACGGAAGCAUUGGAAGCUCGCUACCGCGACUAUUUGCCCUCGCCUAAAUUGGAAGAGCAGUUCGCUUUACAAUUAGAGGAACAAGAAGCAAUUUACGGGCCAAGCGCCAUACCGCUGUGCUUGCCAGCAGAUCUUCCAGAUUUGACCCACCAUACGGCUGGUUCGACUCGCAGUUCGCUUUCCUCGGUGAGCGAAGGUUAACUGGAUUCGCUUCUUUCUUCAAUGAACGAAUCGAAAGCUAACUGGAAAAUCGAGCUUCCAAUGAGUACGGACAUCGAUGGAUGACGAGCUCUGUAUAGUGUCCCGAUACCAUAGUUGAUAAGAGAGACGCAAAUGGGACGUAAUUGCUCCAUCGAGCAUGUUCGGUUGAAAGGAUAUUCCAAUGGAACGAUCAUCGAAUAGAAUUUCCGUCUACAAUUCGGUAUAGCGUUAGCAAGUCCUACAAGCAUACAAAAGUUUCGUCCACCUCGAUGUACGAGGAUUAUUUCGUACGACAAGCACGAAUCACUGUAUACAAAUGUAAUUUCUGACGAUCUUGUCGAAAAUAUACCUGGUACAAUCUAUAGAAUCCGCCCGAUGAUCACAUCCGAGAAUUUGAAACAAUCUCGUGGUUUUUCAUACAUAUUGCUGUAUCCGAUAAGUAGACUUUUUUUCUACAUAUACACGCAUGUAUCAAAUUAGAAAUCGAAUUCGAGGAUAAUUCACCGUUCAGUACGCAUGUCUUGUUCAGCGUGCUGGUGGAAUGCAUUGGCGAUACACUUGAGACACCUGUAUCACGAAAUCAAGGAUUCAGAACUCGCAAGACCGAGCGAAAAAUGUAACGAACGUGCGACGAAUCAACCUUCAGAGCUUUUCCUUAAGACAGUUUCCACAGCGAAUGACUUGUUUGCUUUCUAGCGACAGAACGUAUCGUUACUUUUAUAUUCACAGAUGCUAUUCUACGAUUAUUUUUUAUAACUCACAACGUACGUUCGCUAAGCAGAACUCACUCGGUAUCUUGUAAUCCUGUUUUUGCACAUCUUGUAUAUACGGUUGUCCGAAUACAACUUUAUUGUUAUUGAAGUAUCAGCAUUUGCGAGAAUCUGGUAGAUUGUAGCCGAAAGGAAACAGAUGCAGGUACAUCGUUCGAAAUAGAUCGAAACAGGAAUUCUACUACCUGCGGUUUCCUUGUCUUCUCGUAAUUAGGCUGUUUAACGAGUCAUACCGUUUGUAAAGGAAAUGCUAAAUUGUCUUCGAUAGAUUGUUUUUUUUUAUCGAGAUACAAAUAUAUAUAUUUUAGUAAAUAAACGUUCAACAUUACGAAUCAAAGGUUUACGCCAAAUAUACAUAUAUACAAUGUAUGGUUGCUUACCGCGCGUCUACAUAGUCCGAAGGCGAAGCGCAUUCGCGACGAGCACGUGUAACGCGAGUCGUUAGAUGUAAAGAACCAUAUUUGUAUAAAAUUAUAAUCUUGUUUCUGUUUGUUCUUACCGUUGUACAUUAAACUUUUGUAUCUUUCUCUAUUCUCGUCGAUCUAUCCGCCAGCGUGCUUAGAAACGAGAUUUGUACAUAGUACAUAGAGGAAAUCAGAACGAAGCGUUUCAUAUAUUUUGAAUAAUCUACUCGAUCUUACGAGAACAAAGGAGUCUAUGAAAGUAGCUUCUCCUGUUUCUUUUGAAACGAAGCUUCCGUAACUCGAGGGAAAUUUGACUAUUUUACAUUCAACUUUCGCUCGAGUUUCUUUUUGCGACCGGAUUAGGAGGAAUAUUGUAGAUCGUAUUCGAUGAGAAAGAAAAGUGGACGUUUGCCAAAGCGUAUGUACAUACAUAUAUGUAUAUAUAGAUAUUUAUACAGGCUGUUUCAUAACACGUUAACGAUAGUCGAUUCAUGAAUGAAUUUGUACAUUAUCUUUCAAAUUUUCUUAUUUACCAAACGCUCAUUACAUCGUUCUUGUAAUUAAUUCUAAUUUGUGAUGUUCACGUAGAUAUCGGUCUAUAUAAUCGAGUGAAUGAAUUCUAAAGAAUGGCAUCAAUUAUCGAGCAUAUUCUGUAGGAUACUACAUUUUGUUUCCCUCUUCGUCGAUCGUUACAUGCGCUAUGAAACAUACUGUGUAUACAUAUAUUCUUGAAACGUUAAGAUUUCGAAUAUAUAAAAAAGACGUACGAGACACGUAAAAGUCUUGAUACUGCCGUUUAAUCGAAUUCGCGUUAGACAUAAUUGUUGAAAAACGCUCGUCGUGGCUCUUAGAUCAAGACUCGGAUAUGAAGUAAAACCGAGCAGCACCGACGAGAAAGAUUCGAGCAUAAAUUUCGAUGGAAUUUUACAUAAAUUUAACGAAUCGUAUUUUAGACGUUGAAACAGCAUUGUAUGCGCGAAAUGUCCGCUGGAGACAGUUUUCACGAUAACCUUAUUACUGCAGUUUUAGCAAGUUGAUCGCGUGCGUUACAUAUAUUCGAUCAAAGAUAUUUAUACGAUGAAUAGAGCGUGAAGUGAUGUAAUAUAUAGCCGAGAGGAAGAUACUUGUCGACGAAUCGAAUCGAUCGUGUUACGAUUCGUUCGAGUAGUCAACAUUAGCAUUAUAUAUUAUUACUUUUCUUUGUCUCUUGUUUUCGAGUAUAUCCUCCAAUAUUCUUAAUCAUUGUUCGUACAGUAUUUAAACGCGAAACUGUUUUCUUUUUUGUUACGAUAGUUUUCCAUUUGUACCGAUUGAGUUUCGUUUUCUCGCCCGUAUGUUUAUCGGCGAGCCUUAUCUCGACGCGUAGGCGCAUACUUAUAUAUAUGUAUAUGAAAUAUCAAUAGACUGAGAGCGUAUAAAAAUGGAGAAUCCAGAAAUGAGAUUAUAUCGUUGAUCUGUUCGUUGGGAUGAAAUGUUUAAAGUUGAUGAUGUUCGUAGGAGUUUUUACGAUUUUGAUAAAGUAGCAUUCGUAAAAUGAUAUUAAUGAUUUUUCAAAUUGAACUGUGCGAGGUGGUCCUUUCGUUCGCUGGUUUCAAACGGAACUGUUAUUAUCAGUCAUUUGUUGGGAACCCAAUCGAAUUUUUGAUCAGAAACAUUUCCUGAGUGUAGAAAAGGAACCAGAGAAUCGAUCGUGUAUUGUAAAGUUAUUUUUCUGUGAAAACAUAAAAUAACAAAAAAAUUCUCGUUUAUGAUUUGUAGAAAGCGUUUUUCCCUUUUUGUACCUUAAUAUGCGCGUUCGAUCGAUGUUGCGCAACAAUGUACUUGUUUGUCUUAGAUCGAGUUUAUUUUACAUAGGUAUAUUUAUAUUACGAGUUAAGAGUUAAAUUGUUUUUCGAUAAACGCUUCCGUUAAUAAUCUUUAAGAACAGAUCGUUGUAUUUUACGAAUGAAAACUUGUUUUUACGAAAAACUUGCGAAACCGAAUGAGUGGGAAACGCGCGGUUAUUCAGAGCGCAUCCAAUUUAUUAGAGAAACUUAAUUAUAAAAACGAAGUAUAAAAAAAUGAAAAAUAGGUGAUAAAACUGUUAAUGAUAAUCGAAGAUGUUAGCAGUGAAAUCCAUGCGUUUCCAGAGUCGAGGAUGCUAGCACAUAAUUUUGUAUAUAAUUGAUAAAGAAAUGAACGUUUGCCGGAAUACGUUAAAAUUUUCCUCGUCGGUGUUCCACGAAGGAACCCGAAAACGAACAGCUGCAAACGUAGGUUUCAACGGUUCUAUAUCAUAAAUUUUACUCAUACAUCUUCUUGUUUUGUCUCUUGAACGCUUCAGAAUCGAUGGCGAGGAUAUUCUUCGUGAAAAUUCUUCUGGGAAGAUACAUUUUAUAACGAAAGCCAAAUUGAUCGAGUUUUUAAAACACCGUCUACGUAGGAUUAAUAUUCAUACAUGAAACGUUGAUUGCAAAUACGCAGAUAUUUUGCAAUGAAUUCCGUGCAUUUUGUGUGGCGUGCAGUGGAUAGCAUUUACACUGUCAUUCUGAAUGUUGCCGUGGAAAAAGAGAGAUAAUUUUUUAUACCGUAACUCUCGUUUGGUUGAUGCGACGUCGACUGAGAAUUAUACAUAGAUAUAGAUAUAUGCCGCUGUAACAUACUUUAUAUAAUUAAUUGCUCAGUACUAGCUAUAAACUAAAUUCAGUACCGAUUAUUAAUAUAGACCGUAAGGCUAAUGUUACGAUUAUUUACAUGGUAAUGCUAUCAAGAAAUAAUACAAUAAAUAUUUUACUUCUA
Messenger RNA from Megachile rotundata (alfalfa leafcutting bee), 9345 nucleotides. RefSeq names its product Sterile20-like kinase (gene Slik). Gene Ontology annotation, molecular function: ATP binding; protein serine/threonine kinase activity. Gene Ontology annotation, biological process: protein phosphorylation. The record is from RefSeq and is a predicted model, not a curated record. NCBI's taxonomy places the organism in Eukaryota, Metazoa, Arthropoda, Insecta, Hymenoptera, Megachilidae.